Messenger RNA from Limulus polyphemus (Atlantic horseshoe crab), 1269 nucleotides. Its product is annotated as integrator complex subunit 9-like. Gene Ontology annotation, cellular component: integrator complex. The transcript is spliced from 9 exons. NCBI's taxonomy places the organism in Eukaryota, Metazoa, Arthropoda, Merostomata, Xiphosura, Limulidae. Bases 222 to 962 code for a protein of 246 amino acids. The record is from RefSeq and is a predicted model, not a curated record. Gene Ontology annotation, biological process: snRNA processing.
CAAAGUAUUUGCUUGAUUUGUGAUCUCCUAGGCUCUCUCAGAGCAAACAGUCCAAGGUUUAUCUCCCAGAAGAGCCUUUUCCUCAUGCACACCUUGUCCGUAACAAUAGACUGAAGCAUUUUUCUGGACUUAAAGCAGAAGGCUUCAGUAAUGAAUUCCGAACACCAUGCAUAGUAUUUGCUGGUCACCCUUCACUACGUUUUGGUGAUGCUGUCCACUUUAUGGAGCUGUGGGGGAACUCUUCAAACAAUGUGGUGGUUUUUACAGAACCAGAUUUUCCAUACCUUGAUGCUGUUUCACCAUUCCAGCCUCUAGCGAUGAAGGUGUUUUAUUAUCCAAUCGAUACAAGCCUUAGCUUCAGCCAAGCAAACAAGUUGAUCCGAGACUUGAAACCUUUGCACCUUGUUGCGCCAGAAGUGUACACAACUCCACCAGCUUUGCAGAGACAUAGAUCUGAUCUGAAAAUUGAAGCAGAUUGUCCACUUAUUGCAUACAAAAGGGGAGAUGUUUUACAUAUUCCUCUUCAAAGAAAGUAUGAGAAAAUAGAAUUGGAUCCAGAACUAGCAGCAUCUUUAACACCCACAGAAGUAAAACCAGGGGUUGCCCUAGCAACUAUCACAGGAACUCUAGUGGUAAAGGAUAAUCGGAGUCACUUAAAGCCAUUACUAGAACCAGAUGGACAGGUGCCUGCUACCAAGAAAAGAAGACAUGAUGAGAGCAGAAAUCCUACAAGUUACACUUGGGGAAGCCUAAAUAUUGUUCAGUUUGUUCAAAAGUUGGCCAAGGCUGGGAUUAUUGAUGUUAAAGUAGAAGAUAGCUCAACUGGUUUUGUGGUUCAUUUGCAAACAGAAGAUACUUUGAUCCAGGUGGAAGAACAUUCAACUCACAUCUACUGUGCUGGAAACUCCAAACUUCGACCAACUCUUAGAGAUACCUUAUUGCAAUGUCUUAGUAAAUUCUAACUAGUUCUACUGUAACCAGUCUGUAAUACUAUUAUCAACGAGUUUAAACGAGUUCUGCAUGAAAUUUGCAGAUGAGCUGUGAUUAGAAGAUAGUUUCUCAACAGCUUUUCUGUUUGAAGUCAUCACAGAUAGAAGAGGACCUAGCAUUUACAGUUGUUUUCAGAAAUAUUCCACUUGAACAAUGGAGACUUCAGUUCCUGGGAGAGUUGUGAUUGUGUAUCAGUUACUUUUCUUAAAAAAAAACACCACCCUUGUAUUGUUUUAAAUGUUUUCAAUAAAUUUCAUGAAUGGACUUUGGGAAUUUUAA